Phytomonas sp. Hart1 is the source of this 3384-nucleotide messenger RNA. The record is from the annotation of a GenBank genome assembly. Lineage: Eukaryota; Euglenozoa; Kinetoplastea; Trypanosomatida; Trypanosomatidae.
AUGUACGCAAAAUCACCCAUACGACAAAUGCGUCCAUUUUUGUCAAUAUCAUGGCAUAACGGUUUCUUACUCUCAUCGCUUUCUAGUUCAGUUGCAGCACUUUCUCCUGCAUUUUUUCAGCGUCGCAUGGUAACACUAGGUGAACUUGCCAAAGCCUUCAGCGAACUAGGAACCCCAACGGCAUCAAAUGCAGAAACAGCGCCAAUAUCGCAGGGUAUGUAUAGUCAUAAUGAUAUCAAGGAAACACAGGGGUUUUCUCUUAAAGAAAAUCGAACUUUCUUUCAUAAAAAAAAUGAGAGUCCCGAGGAAAAUGACAUCUCCACCGAAGAAGAGCACUCACCCGCGGCAGAUAAAUCCCUAAACAAGGCGAAGUGGCACCAGCAUCUCUUUACGACAUCGACUAUAUCAUCUCAAACGGCUACACAAUCAUUACUAAACCUUUCUCUUGCUUAUGCGCGGCAUCUGCGUUCACUAUCAGAGGUUGAUCUUACUGCCGAAGUAGGUAAAAGCUAUCGGUGUCUGAACUAUGGGAAUAUGAUACAAUGCUUGAUCGAGGUCUGGCGCCGGUUCGAUUGGCUGACUGUCACUACACCUACCAUCAGCACACAAUUUAGCGGUAAUGAAUGUCGGUACGUUAUGUGGAAUGCUAGUCCAAAAUUUUACUCGGACAAUCAAGACACUACAAAAGGAAGAAUUGAAGGAACUACAACAUCUUGUGAGGAUCAGGAAAAGGUUGCUAAUACUCAUCAAUGGAUAAACUCCAAUAUGUCGUUGGAUAGUUUGUAUAUCGCACCGAAGGAGGAAGUACCUAGCGCUGAGGUUAAUAGAUCUCCAGACUUUCGUACUGACCACCUUCUCGAGGGAGUAUUGCGGUGUCUGUGCAAGAUGGAUCUUAUCGAACUGGAGCCGGAAAUAUGUGCUUGGAUCGAGCAACAUGUGAGGGAGCUUCAUCUUGUUCAAGGUGUAGAAGCUGGAAAGGUCAUAAGAGCUCAAGGACCAAAUGCUACUGCGCUAUCAUAUACUCAAGACUCAUGCGGAGUCACUCCCUGUGGGGGUCGGUGGGCUUGGGAACUUGAAUUACCCUCCUCAGGUGUGCGUUGUCACUAUGCCUACCCUUGGCCAGCCGCAUUUGAGUUCACCAACAUUCAUUUGACACAUAAACCAAUUAAAAAUGACAAACAACAGCAUAAACUAGUGGGUAGGACUUAUGAACUAUCACUGCCUAACACUGGGACUCGUUUUGUGCACAAGCUAUCUGAGUACCUUCUCCAGUGGCUUCUAAUGCGUGUCUCCAGCUUUGAUGCAGAGAUGUCAGUCACAAUACUCCAUCUUGUGGUGCAGCAACGCCUUCUUUUCUCUGAUGCGCUUUUGGAGACGCUGGCUGACAACAUUAUUUUGGGCAUUCAGCGACUUGACAUGAAUCGGCUGUCAGUACUGAUUGACGCGAUUCAUCGGUACCAAAUGAGCAUCAUCAACAUGUCACGAUGGCAUAAUACUGGAAGGAAAGCAGAUGAUCGUCACCUCCUCGGAUCCACGGGGACGAUAGACCCCGGAUCCAGCAGCAUGCUUCUUGGGAUACCAAUUAUAUCGUCAACAACGUAUCAAGGUUCAUCUUUUUCAAAUAAUUCCUCUACACAGUAUUUACAGGCUGCACGCACUUUGCGUCAGAAUCCGGAUGGACAUCCAAUUGUGAAUGAAUGGCUCUACAACAGUGCAGUGGAGCAAAUGAUUCAGCUUCUCAGUUGUCAUCCGCAGGGAGACCACGCCGAAAUGGGGAAAAAGACAUUAAACAAAGCCACCAUAGUCUCUGCUGCAGACUUCUCGGGGUGGUCUCAGAUAUCACCUACGGGAUUCUUGUUCCUCACUCGAGCUCUUGCGAGGAUUACAUUCUUUCACCCAGGCCUCGUCCCUGCGAUGCAGCCUGGACUUGCAGCAUUCCUACGACAACAUCCUGAGCCUUAUUUAGGCAUUGUACUGCUGCUUGGUAGACGAGAAAAUUUCAUGGUCGAUUCCGAAGUUGUGUAUGUGCUGCUGAAAAAUCUCACUACAAUGUUGGAGCGCCGUAGGUGUGCAAAGAGCCCGGUGCUGGUCAAGCGGGCAAGUGAUGGUGCGGCGUGCAUGGAUAAUAGUUUGGAUACACUUAACGUAGCUGAGCACCAAGACCAAAAUUCCGUAGGUAAUGGAAUCCUUCCUUUAGGUGAUACAAGUCAUGCACUUGACCCAUGCUGUGCAGGCAACGACAUCAGGGGUGACGAAGAGGGAGAGCAGCAACUAAUGCUUUUAAGUGAUGAAUACUGUCACGACGAGCUUUCCUUUCAAGGUUUAGUUGAAUCAGGGGGCAUGUCCCUUUUUCAAGACUCUGCCCCACGCUAUCGGGUAGGCCUUAUUGACAUCUACGGCUUACCAACCUUCCUACGAAGCAUCACCCGAUUGUUUCGCCUUGCUUUAAAACAACAAUCCCAAGAAACAUCAGCAAUAUACAACACUGAAUGCAAGAACAGCAGAAUUUUCGACACAAAUAUGAAAAUCUACGACGAUGGCACUAAUAGUGAUACAAAGCGCGAGAUCUACCAAAACAUAACUCGAGAAGCUUUACAACGUGCUAUGAUCCAUUUCCUAAGGCUUCUUUACAUCGACACACAUUGUGGAAUCUCAUCUCUUGGGGCGCUUGAACACGACUUUCCACUAGUGGUGGUGCAGCGGUUGCUUUCUAUGGUUCUUGAUACGAACAAGCUCAUGGAGGAGCUAGUCGGUCCUACAGGUCCGUCCGCUGUGUCAUUGCAACGAACUGCGUCGUCAUCCGUCAUCGUAGCUAAGCCCACCUUGACUACUGGCACCGGAGGACAAGCCGAAAAGUUCAAUGCGAUCAGCAGUAAUGAUUCAAUUUCUGUCUUAGUGUCACACGUGCUUGUGGUAGAGUUGACGUAUGCCUGGGUACGGCAAAUUGGUUGCUGCUUUGGCAAGCGGCAGAACCACGUACUGUGGGGUUCUCCGGCUUGGCAACAACAGGUACUGCAUAUGGUGGAUCGUUUACAAUGGACUGGUGUGCUGAAGCGCAUGGAGUAUAAAUUUAGCGGAAAAUUAAUCCGAGGAGACGUGAAGUUCCAGAGUCGUGGACACGCAUCUUCCCAUUUUGGUGAGAGGACCGUUAUGCGUUAUGUAAUCCCGGAUGAGGUAUUGAAAAAAAACCAACGAGUAGAGAAAGCGGUUAAUCAGGAAAUAAAAAACAUAUCGCAGAGAAUGCUGGCUAGACAACCUGAAAAGUGGGAUGACUCAAAUGGUUUUCUGGAGGACCUUAGCGUUUCAGCUCCAGUGUUGCAAUCAUCUGCAGUGUUUGCACCUUUCUCAAGGGUGGUAAAUACUCUUCGUCGUCAAGAAGGGUAA